Annulohypoxylon maeteangense is the source of this 2417-nucleotide messenger RNA. Its product is annotated as amino acid transporter. The coding region runs from base 272 to 1816 and encodes 514 amino acids. Gene Ontology annotation, molecular function: transmembrane transporter activity. The record is from RefSeq and is a predicted model, not a curated record. Lineage: Eukaryota; Fungi; Ascomycota; Sordariomycetes; Xylariales; Hypoxylaceae. Gene Ontology annotation, biological process: transmembrane transport; amino acid transport. Gene Ontology annotation, cellular component: membrane. The transcript has 5 exons.
CGUUUGUAUUUUCUUCUUUUUAAACUUCGUCUCUUUGUCUAACUUUGAAUUUUCAAUUUUGUGGCUUUGGAAAAAAAGCAUCUUUUUUUCUGUUCGAAUAGCGAAGCGAUAUCCAAACCUAUAAAUCAUCAGCCAUAUGGAGUAGAAUAAUUAUCGUAUAAUCCUUAUACUCUCCUUUUACCUACUUGGUAACGUGGCAUCGCCAAACGACAUUCACUUCAUCUAGUCGCGUGAUUGACAUUUUUUGUCAUUUUCGUUUUCGAUUCCGAAGAUGACGGACGCCGACAUCAAGAAACCUGUCACCACCGACGCCGAAGCGGGUCGCGCCGAGUCCGGGGAACAUACCGCCGACCAGGUUUUGGUAUCUCUCGGAUAUUCCCCUGAAUUGCAACGGAAUCGGUCUACCCUCCAUGUCGCCUUCAUGUCCUUCGUUCUGGCAGCCAUCCCCUAUGGUUUAGCCACGACGAUGUACUAUCCCUUAGUCGCAGGUGGUCCGGUCGACAUCAUAUGGGGAUGGGUAGCCGUAUCGCUCAUCGUCAUCUGCGUGGCCGCGUCCCUAGGUGAAAUCACGAGCGUAUACCCAACCGCCGGUGGUGUCUAUUACCAGACUUUCAUGUUGGCAUCUCCACAAUGGCGUCGACUUGCUGCUUGGACCUGCGGAUGGUUAUAUGUCGUCGGAAAUGUUACCAUCACUUUGGCUGUCAACUUUGGUACUACCUUGUUCUUGGUUGGAUGUGUCAAUGUUUUCGAAACACCCGAGGGCGAGGGAGUGCUCGCGGGCGAGCCUUACCAAGUAUUCCUCAUCUUUUUGGGAAUCACAUUUUUGUGCAAUGCCGUUUCGUCUCUGGGGAACAAAUGGCUCCCUAUUCUUGAUACUUUCGCAAUUUUCUGGACAUUUGCCGGCGUUCUCGCUAUCAUGGUUUGCGUCUUAGCCAUCGCCAAGGAAGGCCGUCACGAUGCGAAGUGGGUUUUUACUCAUUUCGAAGUCAACUCUGGCUGGACACCCGGUUGGUCGUUCUUCGUCGGUCUUCUUCAUGCCGCCUAUGCCACUUCUUCUACCGGCAUGAUCAUCUCGAUGUGCGAAGAAGUGCAAGCGCCAGCGACUCAAGUCCCUAAAGCGAUGGUGAUGACUGUUUGUAUCAACACCAUAGCCGGGUUGAUGUUCAUGAUUCCGUUGAUGUUCGUUCUUCCUAACUUACAAGAACUCGCUCUCCUAUCUCAACCGGUCCCGGCCAUUAUCAAGAGCGCGAUAGGAAACCCAGGGGGUUCGUUCGGCUUGUUAGUCCCUCUUCUUGUCCUAGCCGUCAUCUGUGGUAUCGGUUGCACGACGGCUACUUCGCGAUGCAUUUACGCCUUUGCUCGAGAUGGCGCCAUUCCCGGAUCCAAGUGGUGGAAGGUUAUCGACCACAGGCUAGACGACGUACCAUUAAACGCCAUGAUGUUGAGUAUGGUUGUUCAAAUCAUUCUCGGUGUCAUCUACUUCGGUUCCACCGCCGCCUUCAACGCCUUCUCGGGAGUGGGUGUGAUCGCUCUUACAGCUUCUUACGCUACGCCGAUCAUAGUCAGCAUGCUCAAUGGUCGCCAGACUGUCAGCACCGGUAGUUUCUUUUUGGGUUCAUUUGGAUGGUUCUGCAAUAUUGUGGCUGUUUGCUGGUCUCUUCUAGCGAUUCCGUUAUUCUGCAUGCCUACUACCGUUCCGGUAAUCGAUCCUACGACGAUGAACUACGCCUCGGUCGUCUUCGUAGGAUUUAUCGCCAUCUCCGCCGGCUGGUACAUAGCCUGGGGACGAAAGAACUAUGUUGGGCCGCCGAAAUGAUUUGGCCGAUGUUGGAUGCCCGUGAAGUGUGGAUAGAGCCUACUCACCCGCCGGAUGGUCUGCUUGUGCCCAACUUGGUGCUCCGUGCUCGUGUUUUGCCGUGAUACCCAAGAAAAUGGAUGGAUUUGUUAUACGGACAAGGGGCCGUCGUGAUGUGAUAGCCCACAAGUUGAUACACAAUGCGAGCUCUAGCGAGUGCAGCAUAUUACAUGAAUAAAUAUUGCGCCACAACUAAUGCGAUCGAACAAUUUUUCUUUCCAUGAUACUGACCAACUUGAUAAUAGCAUUGCGAUUCCUUUCGUAACCUGAACCAUCCCAAACCCAUAACGCGUGCGAUACUCGUACCUAUGGCGAUGGGUGAACUCAGCUAAGGAGGUAAGUGUUGAAAUCAAACCCACCGCGCUGCCGUUCAGGGCAGUAAAGGAUUCCGAUUUGGCUCUACUCAUGGUUGUAAGCCAAUCCGUUAUCACUCAUGUAACACAGGGCCGGCACGACGUAGGCCGACAUUGCGUCAUAGCCACCGACGAGUGUACCUUGGCUACUUGCCUUAUUCUUAUCCAUGGAUGGAUAUCAAUCCAGGAUUAGUCGAACCGUGACGGCC